GAGAGGAUAAAAAUGCAAGCAUUCUGCUGAACAUUUUAUAGUCUACUGUAUGUAGUCUACUGUUUUUUAGGCUGAGUGGCGCGCAUGCCCCAUGUCAUAGUAAAGGAAAAGCAUAAUGAAGUCUCUCUCUCAUUGACCUCAGUGCGCAUGGUCAUUGCUUUUGUAUCAUUUAUGUCCGUCUGAGCAAGAUCAGCUGCACUUCAUGUAUUGCAGAAAUAAGUUUUACGGCGUUGAAGUAGGCUGUUUUCAAAGGAAUCAUCGGAUAAGGAAACAGAAUAUGUCGGUAAAUAAAGCAAAGAAAGUAAAAAUGGCUACCAAAUCAUGUCCUGAGUGCGACCAACAGAUUCCAGUUGCUUGCAAGUCUUGUCCCUGUGGCUAUGUAUUCAUUAGUCGAAAGCUUCUAAAUGCCAAACUGAAUGAGAGAUCAUCACCAGCAAUAGACAAGUUGGAUGCAAAGAGGAGGAGAACUGAAAGAAUUCGCAGAGAGAAGAUCAACUCUCCGUCAACCAAUGACAUGGAGAACAGAAGGCGAUGCCGCUCCAACAGCCAAUCGGAUCAGAUCCGGAGAGGGCGGGGCAGGCCAAAGACAGUUGGGCUGAAGAAGCAGGAGGAGGAGAAAGAAAAAUUUGAGAAAGAAGUUGAUAUCUAUGCCAACCUCUCAGAUGAGAAAGCAUUUGUGUUUUCGGUGGCAUUGGCCGAGAUCAACCGAAAGAUCCUGGGCCAAAGACUGAUCCUAUAGACAGACCGGAUAGUUGCUGUGAGGGAUUGACAUGUGAAACCUAAGAUUGUUACUGUGGAGAGACCCAUGGAUGACCACCACAGUGUGUCUAACAGGGUAUGAACUCUGACCCAAAGAACUCCCUGUCGGAUUGGUCGAAGCCUUGGGAAAAUGGAGAUGUUGGGGAACAUGGAGAAGCAGGCAACUGUUCUGCUCAAGAGGAAGUGUUGGAACCAACUUCUAUCUUUAGAGAGUAGCUUAUGGAAUUGGAGUGGGUAGGACAUCUGAAUAUUUAUCUUUUAAUCAAAUUUUAUAUUAUAUAUAUUAGAUGAUAUGGUAUAGGUAUAGGAUUCAUCACCUUGUCAACCAAGAAAGCUGUCAGUAACAAAUGCAAAACAUUUCUAUUAAAAAAGGGCAUAAAUGUGUUGAAGUAUGGAGGGCCAUCCUAGCAUUGUAACUGGCUUCUAUAACGUUAUUGGCUUGUACUGCUAGUAAACACUGUUUAUUUAAGUCUAGAUGCCAUUGGAACAUAAUGUUCAAUAUAUUUUGUAUCAUGCUUAGGGCUUUAGGAGAAGGCCUUGUACAUUUGUAUUUAUAAUGCUUGUGUACCAUCUUAAUUUAAGUGCAUAUUAUUUUAUCUUUUGUUUCAUUAUUGGUGACAUUAUAUUAAAUAUGUAAUAUUUGACACCUGUCAUUUAAAUGUCAAAGGCAAAUCCUCUUUAAUGUGACUUCUUUUGUCAUUAAAAUAGAUUAAUCACAACCACCA
Molecule: messenger RNA, 1484 nt
Organism: Salvelinus sp. IW2-2015
Lineage: Eukaryota; Metazoa; Chordata; Actinopteri; Salmoniformes; Salmonidae
Product: UPF0547 protein C16orf87 homolog
Source: RefSeq, a predicted model, not a curated record